AUGAUAAUGCCGUUCACUCUCCUGUGGUGGCCCAACCCCGCCGUCGAGGCCGCUUUCGCAAGGCGCUUCGCGGCGAAGUACUUCGAGAGCGCCGACCUGCUGUUCCGCACAGUGAGGGCGAGCGUCAUUCCGGUGUUCCUCUGCGUCCGGCUGUGGCAGCAUGGCCUCGGGAAGCACGGCCUGCACGCGCUGUGCUGCGUCGCCCUGGCCGCUGUGGUGGAGUGGCUGGGCUUUGGCUGGCAGAGGGAUAGGCUGGGCCGCAAGAGGACCACCAUGGCGAUCGUGACUCGAAUCGUCCUCCUCUUCUCUCAGGUGGUGGAUGCGGCCUCCCUGCCAAUCGUGGUCCAGACGCCUCUCUCGAUGCUCCGAUUCCUGUUCAUGCAGACGGGACUGCUGCCCAUGCUGCUGUCCACCAUUGGCGUGCCCCUCCUCGUGAAACACCACCUGGUGGUGAGCUUCGCCUCCGUUGUGGCGAUGCGCGUCUUCAUGGUGGGCAACAUGUGCGCCGUGGCCGUCAGUGCCGCGGAGAGCGGUCCCAUGGUCAUUAUCAGCUGGCGGAUCGUUAAUGCCAUUUUGACGGGAGGCGCGUUUGAAGACAAGGCGUUGCCCGCGCCCUAUGACGCCUGCCGGAGCGUCGUCACCAUGUCGCACUUUGUCCUCGGGAUGCUCGUGCCAUCGUACGUGAUGUGGACUGUGGAGUAUGAAAACCGGAUGCGGUUCGUCGAGGGGAGACGUGAAGCUUUGACAGACGUCACAAUGGGCAGGCAAAUGCUCCUUUUCGUCCCCGUGAUGGUCAUCGUGUGGCUGUUGAUGAAUAUCAGAGUGUGGAUGUAG
Messenger RNA from Ostreobium quekettii, 834 nucleotides. The record is from the annotation of a GenBank genome assembly. NCBI's taxonomy places the organism in Eukaryota, Viridiplantae, Chlorophyta, Ulvophyceae, Bryopsidales, Ostreobiaceae.